Messenger RNA from Racocetra persica, 435 nucleotides. The record is from the annotation of a GenBank genome assembly. NCBI's taxonomy places the organism in Eukaryota, Fungi, Glomeromycota, Glomeromycetes, Diversisporales, Gigasporaceae.
CAUGACUUCUCGCUUAACGGGAACCAAGACUCCUAAUGGCAAAGGCUUCCAGGAUCCUGACGAAGAAUGUCCUGUUUGCAGGAACACUCGAUACCUUACACCCAAUAUGAGGCUGCUUGUGAGUGAAUGUUAUCAUAAGAUGUGUCAAUCGUGUAUCGAUCGGUUGUUCGCUAAUGGUGCGACUGAAUGUCCUAUCCCAGGUUGUAAAAAGACAUUAAGAAAAAUAAGCUUUGUAGAACCGACUUUCGAAGAUUUGAGUGUUGAGAAAGAAGUUCGAAUUCGUAAAAAACUUGCUCAACAGUUUAAUAAGCGUAGAGAAGACUUUAAUGCCCCAAAGGAAUAUAAUGACUAUCUUGAAAUGGUUGAAAAGUUGGGUUUGUUUAUGUUAAAAAUUAGUAUAACUUCAUGUAAAUGGAAUUUUGACCUUAAAAUGAG